GUUUUAACUCUUGAUAUGAACUCGUCUUCGUCUUCGUCUUUUACCUUCUCAGGAUACGAUGUGAUCGCUCAGGCCCAGUCUGGCACUGGGAAGACUGCCACCUUUGCCAUCUCCAUCCUGCAGCAGAUUGAGCUGGAUCUGAAAGCUACCCAGGCCUUGGUGCUGGCCCCCACUAGGGAGCUGGCUCAGCAGGUGGGGAGCAACUGGAAUGAGAUUGUCGACAGCUUUGACGAUAUGAACCUGUCGGAGUCCCUCCUGCGAGGAAUCUACGCUUACGGUUUUGAGAAACCCUCUGCUAUCCAACAGCGAGCCAUUCUCCCUUGUAUCAAGGCCCUGGUUUGGGUAAUCAAACGUCUGCGUGGAAACAAACACCAGGGCAGUGUUUCUCAACCUUGGCAACUUGAAGANGAUGUCCUGGAGGUGACGAAGAAGUUCAUGAGGGACCCCAUCCGGAUCCUAGUGAAGAAGGAAGAGUUGACUUUGGAGGGGAUUCGGCAAUUCUACAUUAACGUGGAGAGGGAGGAAUGGAAGCUGGACACCCUCUGCGAUCUCUACGAGACCUUGACCAUCACCCAGGCGGUCAUCUUCAUCAACACCCGGAGGAAGGUGGACUGGCUGACGGAGAAGAUGCACGCCCGGGACUUCACCGUUUCGGCCAUGCACGGGGACAUGGACCAGAAGGAGCGUGACGUCAUCAUGCGAGAGUUCCGCUCCGGAUCCAGCCGAGUCCUCAUCACCACCGACUUGCUGGAAUGA
Messenger RNA from Thamnophis sirtalis, 756 nucleotides. The record is from RefSeq and is a predicted model, not a curated record. Lineage: Eukaryota; Metazoa; Chordata; Lepidosauria; Squamata; Natricidae.